Molecule: messenger RNA, 3223 nt
Organism: Capra hircus (goat)
Lineage: Eukaryota; Metazoa; Chordata; Mammalia; Artiodactyla; Bovidae
Gene: RPS6KL1
Product: ribosomal protein S6 kinase like 1
Exons: 11
Coding region: 142-1794 (550 amino acids)
Biological process (GO): protein phosphorylation
Molecular function (GO): protein kinase activity; ATP binding
Source: RefSeq, a predicted model, not a curated record
GCUGCACCUAGGAGGAAGGCGGAAAGCAGCCGCCCGCGGUGGUAUGUCCCCCGCGGGGGCGAAGGGUAGGUGGCCGCAGGGCUGAGUCGGGCCGCGCGGACCGAGCUCCUGGCUCGGGCAGGUCCCUGACCCAAGGCAGCCAUGAGCCUGGUGGCCUGUGAGUGCCCUCCUGGCCCUGGCCUGGAGCCUGAGCCCUGCUCUCGAGCACGGUCCCAGGCUCGCGUGUACCUGGAGCAGAUUCGCAACCGGGUGGCUCCGGGGGCACCUGACAUGACUAAGCACGACUACCUGGUGGAUGCAGCCACUCAGAUCCGGCUGGCCUUGGAGCGCGACGUCAGUGAGGACUACGAGGCCGCCUUCAACCACUACCAGAACGGCGUGGAUGUUCUCCUCCAAGGCAUGCACGUCGACCCCAACAAGGAGAGGUGUGAGGCUGUCAAACUGAAGAUAACCAAGUACCUGCGGCGGGCGGAGGAGAUCUUUAAUUGCCACCUGCAGAGGACGCUGGGCAGCGGAGCCAGCCCUGAUGAGGGUUUCAGCAGCCUGAGGCUCCGGCCCAUCCGCACGCUGAGCUCUGCCCUGGAGCAGCUGAGGGGCUGCAAGGUGGUCGGGGUCAUCGAGAAGGUACAGCUGGUCCAGGACCUAGCGACUGGAGGGACCUUCGUGGUGAAGGGCCUGUCCAGGUGCCACGUGGCGAGCCGGGAGCGGCUGACCAUCAUCCCACACGGCGUCCCCUACAUGACCCAGCUGCUGCGGUACUUUGUGACUGAUGACUCCAUCUUCCUGCACCUGGAGCACGUGAAAGGAGGUACGCUCUGGUCCCACCUGCUCUCCCAGCCGUGCCCCCAGCAGUCUGGGACCGGAUCUGGCUCCAGCCCGGAGAGGAUGAAGGCUCCACUAAACUCCCAUCUCAGCCUCGGGACCAGCUCAGUGCCCCCGGGGCACACCCGCCCGCGGGACGGAAUCCCUCUGGAGCCUCCAUGGACUUCUCAGAGCCUCACCCCAGCCAGGAGGGUGGUGGCCGUUAAACCCCAGAGAGAGGCUGGGGGUGAAGCCUCAGCCAGAACGAGCACUGCCCGCGUCUGGGACCUUCCAAAGGCCCCAGGUGGCUGCCUGCACUCCCACACCGGGCGAGGACUUGGCCGGAGCUCGGAGCCCGCGUUCCCAUGGGGGCUCCCUUGGGUUCGGGCCGGGGCCGGCCGGGUGCUGGGGGGCUGCAGCCGAGGCAGAGGCCCGAGCCGCCUCUCGGCCUCUGGAGGGGCCAGCCUGGUGUCCGGCGGGAGCGCCUGGAGUCUGAAGGAGGAGCAGGUGAGGCAGUGGGCGGCCGAGACGCUGCUGGCCCUGGAGGCGCUGCACCAGCAAGGGGUGCUGUGCCGGGACCUCAAUCCCCGGAAUCUGCUCCUGGACCAGGCCGGCCACAUCCGGCUCACGUAUUUUGGCCAGUGGUCAGAGGUGGAGCCCCAGUGCUGCAGGGAGGCUUCGCACAACCUCUACAGUGCCCCAGAGGUCGGUGGGAUUUCGGAGCUGACCGAAGCCUGCGACUGGUGGAGCUUUGGGUCUCUCCUGUAUGAACUGCUGACUGGGACGGCGCUGUCCCAGAGCCACCCCUCAGGAAUCCAGCCCCACACCCAGCUGCAGCUGCCCGAGUGGCUCAGUGGCCCGGCGGCAUCCCUGCUGACUGAGCUGCUGCAGUUCGACCCGGCCCGGCGCCUGGGCGCUGGAGGAGGCGGCGUCCAUGAACUCAAGGCCCACCCAUUUUUCAGUUCCAUCCAGUGGAGCAAACUGGGGGGGUAGGAGGGCGUGGCGUCAGCGACGGGAGCGGCUGGACUGGCCUGGAUCUCCUCUCGUCUCUUUGCCUGCCACUUCCCAGCAGUGGCCCUCGGGCAAAGAACGCAAGGCAGCUUGCCUUUCCUGGUCAGGACUCCACCCUUGGGCCUCAGAAGUCUCAUCACCACUGACCAGGAAGGGCCUUGUGGACUCCCCCAGCCACCUCUUGGAGAAAUGCUUUCUAGUCGGUGCUGAGGGGCAGACAUCUCAGCCUGUUAGGCAGCUUGAACGUCUCCACCUGUCCACCCUCCACCCAUCAGUCAACAGUCACCUGCUGUGUCUACACCCUGUACCUUGAACUGGGACCUGCCCUGUUAAAAGGUGCCUUCCUUGGCAUUAGCUCUGAGCUACUGACCACCUGCUGAGCCGAGAAAUCUUGACUCAUGAUCUGCCAUGUGCCCCACUCAGGGGGUCUCUGGAGACUCAUCUCAGGUUACUAGUCCCCUGGCUUCCUGGCUCCAAACCAGGGCUGUCCUAGCUCGUCAUCUUAGCCACGCAACUCGUGUGCCCCUUCUACCAAAGGCUACUUCCCCAGGGGGUGGGGGAGGCAGGGAAGCAAGGAAGAAGUCUGUAGCGGAUAUGGGGUGGAGCGGGGAGAGGCGGGGGGGGGACAGGACAACCCACCCCCUCCUGACCAUGCUGCUUAUCUUGUAAUUACAGACCUUUGAGAGCAAAAGGAAAGGAGGGGAGGAAAAUAAGGAUAAGGAGGGAGGGGGAGAAAGAGGGGAAGGCACAGCUCUGCCACUUACAGAAGCUUUAUAAACAGAAUAAAGGGCUCCCUUCCCCAGCUAGCCCACCCACGUGGAGAGAAAGCAAACCCUGGCCUGUGGGUCUGAGCUGGGAGACCACAAAACCGACUCCAGCCUGAAGCCACUUGAGGGAAAGUUGUCUCCACUCGGGUUCCCUUCUUGGACAUUUGUCCUGUUUACCAUCUUGCAUUUCAGUGUUGAGGGUCCACUCAAUCCACUGCCCACUGUGACUUCAUUUCCUUUUGAAAUGAAACCACGCAACACCCAGAAUGAUUGCCCAAGCUUCUAGCCGGAAGCAAGAAGUUUCUGGUCUCUGAAGAGCUAGGAUAAGUAGUUACCCCCAAAGAUAAUUCCCUCCCCAGAUUUGGGGGCCCUCUUCUUCCUCUUAGGACUCACCCUGUCACUGGGGUGUGGCAUCCAAGACAGAAACUUCCAUUGACCUCUGCCCUCAACUCCUUCUCGCCUGAGUCUCCAUCACCACCAGGGGGACACCACCCUCCAGUCCUGGCUGUGAAGGGCUGGGGACCGGUGUUGUGGGGAGGUCCUUGGGAUGAGCCUGAGGCAAAGGACACAGGGAGGUGCUGGCUCUCCCUGGGGCUUGCCCACCCCUUCCACCCCCACUCCAAUAAAGCUUCCUCUUACCUCUG